AUGGCAUCACUCGCUGCACAACCACUGCCACCACCGCCUCAGAACACCCCCUUCACCCGGGCGGUGGUGCAAGCUCUGAGAUCUCUGUACCCGGAAGAGGUCGCCGACAGGGCUUGGGACAAUGUCGGCCUGCUCCUGGGCAACUUCGACGCUCCCAGCCAACAACGUCUCGGUCUGGAGUCCACCCCGGAGCACAAGACCGUCCUCCUCACCAACGACCUGAGCCCAUCCGUCGCGCAGGAGGCUGUCGACAAGAAGGCUUCCCUGGUCGUGAGCUACCAUCCCUUUAUCUUCAGAGGGCUCAAGUCGGUCGACCUCGCCGACCCUCAGCAGAGGAUCCUGCUCCAGUUGGCUCAGAAGAACAUCGCCGUUUACUGCCCCCACACCGCCGUCGACGCCGUCCCUGGUGGCCUGAAUGAUUGGCUCGUCGAUGUCAUCUGCGGCUCGCAACAGCCCCAGAGCCGUUCCGCUGUCCAGCCCACCUCGGCACCUCCCCCGGCCGGCUUUGAAGGCGCCGGCUAUGGCAGAAAGGUCGAGUUUGCCCAUCCGGUCGUGGUGGGCGACCUGGUCCGUCGCCUCGCCGCCGGCAUGGGCGGCCUGAAGCAUGUCAUGGUGGCAGCGCCCAGGCAUUUUGACGCCGCCGCAACAACGGUCCAGUCCGCCGCCGUAUGUGCGGGCUCGGGCUGGGACGUCCUCAAGAGCUGUCCCGUCGACGUCUUGGUGACGGGCGAGAUGAGUCACCACAACGCACUCAGGGCCACGAUGGAGGGCAAGCUGGUCAUCACGGUGUUUCACAGCAACUCUGAGAGGGCAUAUCUCCGGCAAAGGAUGCAGCCGGCCCUGGAGGCGGAGCUCCGCAGGAUCGGUGCCGAGGCACAGAUCUUGGUGAGCGAGGCGGACAGGGAUCCAUUUGAGGUCUGGGACGUGGAGCGCCUCGGUGCCGGGCCCGCGUCAUGA
Molecule: messenger RNA, 957 nt
Organism: Diaporthe citri
Lineage: Eukaryota; Fungi; Ascomycota; Sordariomycetes; Diaporthales; Diaporthaceae
Exons: 3
Coding region: 1-957 (318 amino acids)
Cellular component (GO): cytoplasm; mitochondrion
Source: RefSeq, a predicted model, not a curated record